Molecule: messenger RNA, 4919 nt
Organism: Polistes canadensis
Lineage: Eukaryota; Metazoa; Arthropoda; Insecta; Hymenoptera; Vespidae
Gene: grh
Product: protein grainyhead
Exons: 15
Coding region: 406-4311 (1301 amino acids)
Biological process (GO): regulation of transcription by RNA polymerase II
Cellular component (GO): nucleus
Molecular function (GO): DNA-binding transcription activator activity, RNA polymerase II-specific; RNA polymerase II cis-regulatory region sequence-specific DNA binding
Source: RefSeq, a predicted model, not a curated record
UGUUGAAACGAUAAUCCUUCGUAAUCGUAAUCUCACCGAUGCCGCAACGUUUAACGCUCGGUCCGAUUUUGGUCUUCUUCAAAUGCAACUUGAACGAAUUCCUCAUCUACUUCUUUUCCUUUCUACCACUAACGACGUGCCAUAUACACAUAGGAACCUGUGAUACGCUAUCUUAUGCCAAGAAGUACUCCUACCCGUAGACGUAUGUAGAUAUCUAGUCGAAGAUUAGCCGGAAUCGCGACUAGAGGAAGACGGACAAGGAGAAAGUAAAAAGAAAAAGGAAAAGGAAGAAAAUAGAAGAUCGUGACGCUUUCGAUAACGAACGAGCUGAAGAAGAUCGGAUCGGAGAACACAUAGGACGUCACGAUACGACGAGGAAGAAGAAUCAGAGGAGAGUGCGGGAGAAUGUCCACGUGCACCGACGAAGGUGACACCGCACCCCUGCACAUGCAGGAGGCUCUGUCUCCGGUGCAGGAGGGACCCGUGUCGCCGGCAUCCUCUUCCUUAAGCAAUCAAAAUCAAAACGAGAACGAUCAGCAAGUUUUACUUGCGACGAUGCAACCGGUGAACGUAUUAGACUUGCACGAACCACCGGCAGUGCAUCCACUACAUCCGAAGUAUCAUCAUCAUCAUCAUCAUCGUCAUCACCAUCAUCAUCAUCAUCAUCAUCAUCAGCAACAGCAGCAACAACAGCAGCAGCAGCAACACAUAAGCGGAGAUCCGGAGGACGUGCAGCAACGUGGAACAAGCGGAACGGACGAUCCGGACGGUAGAGUGACACCGGGAACAGAAACGUCUGGUGGAAAUCCAACGUUGGCCGUCGGGGAACACAAAAUGAUCGAUUUGAUCUACAACGAUGGACAGAAGACGGUGAUGUACACCCACGACAAAGAAAUCAUAUACGAGAACGAAGCUGAUCGAGUUCAAGUAGUCGAGUAUCCACCACCCCCACCCUCGCCACCUUCACCCUCGCCACCCUCGGUCGUCAGUAGAACCGGACUUUUACCACCGGGUUGCGUUGCACCAAGAACGAGUGGUGCAACCGCAGCGGCGCUUCACCUCCAUCACUAUCCACAAUUGCAGCUCCAACACGAGGACGAUUUACCGAGUGUUCGGCACACGGUCACUGCCACCGCGCCAAAUUGUGGAACCGCUACCACCACGACGACCGUUCUCGUCCUUUCCGAGCUGGUUGCAGCCGAUCCAGCAGCCGGUGCUGCCGCCGCGCAACAACUCACGCUCACGGCAGCUUCUCUAAGGGGAGGACGGCGAAGUCGGAGCGAGGAAGAAACGAACGGCAGCGUUACCGUCGGCGACGAGUCUCAACAACAACAGCAGCAACAACAACAGCAACAACAACAACAACAAGGCUACGUAUCCCAACGCGAAAGUCAAGAGGAGGAGGAAGAAUUAGCAGCGGAGGAGGCUGCCGCGGCUCAGGCUGCGGCUCAGGCUGCGGCUCAGGCUGCGGCACAAGCUGCGGCUCAGUCCCUUCAGAGUGGAAACGAGGAGGCUGAUCCGGAAGUUCACAAGAGAGUAACUGCAGUGCAGGUGCAGGUGCAGGGUAUGGAGGGCGAUUGGCGCGCUUAUUGCGAGCAUCCGCUCUCCGUUGCGACCGCGGCAAUGCUAAAUCUCCAACAACAGCAUCAGGUUUCGACUGUUGCAAGCCAUGGCGACGAUCCAGCAGCUUCUUACGUUUACGAGUACUACAAGCUACCGGAAAAAGCCACUACCGAUGUCAAACUACCCCCGACGCACGAGCUUUGGUCCACGGGUGUGAUGAGCCAGAAGCUGCUGGUGCAGGAGGCGCCUGGCUCCGGUUCCAGUUCGACAAAUCGCAUGGAAGGCGGCGAAGGCGCCGGAGGAGGGGAACUCCAUCAUUUCCUCCACCAGUACAACCAGCAGUCUCACAGUCCUGGCCAGAGUCUACAGGGUGGGCUUCCUCUUCCACUGAGCCCGCAGUCCCUCCGACACGACGGUUCCUCCAGCACCGGUAUUACCGGGGUCAAGAGGGAACCCGAGGAUCUCAGUUCCUCUCGCGGAGCUCAACAAUCUAGCAAACGUCACAAACAGGCGCAACCGGACAGUCCCACGCCGCCGGGAAUGUACCAUCAUCAUCAACAUCAGCUACAGGUGCAACAAUACGGUAGUCCGUACGACCCGUAUACCUCGUGCAGUCCAAGAUUGCAGUCGACUGCAUACACUUCGACGUCCGGAACGAGUGGAGCAAAUAACGCGAAUGCUAGUGGCAUUCAUCAGGAAACAACAGCGGUUUACGUAACGGGGGACGCUCUUCCACCGCUAGCAUCCUCAAACUCCUCCUCGUUAUCGACGAGCACAGCCUCCUACACGAGAUACGAGGUUGUACCCAGUUCUUACGCGACGACGCACGCGAUACGUUCCUCGUCGAGCAGCAGCAAAGUUCUCACCGUCGAUUUACCGAGUCCUGAUUCUGGGAUCGGUGCCGACGCUGUUACGCCUAGGCAAGAUCAUCACGCACCUACGACCCUCCAUCAGUCGUCCUUCGAUUAUACGGAACUGUGCCCCGGAGGAACGGCAACUGGUUCAGCGGUUGUUCUCGAGAACGGCGCCGUGAUACAUCACCAACCUCUUCAACUGCAGUUGCAACAGAGCCACGCGCAAGCACAGGUGCAACGUGGUGGUCUCGUCGCGGCAGGUACUACUAAUCCUACCACCAAUCCGAAUCCACCUAGGUCAAGGCCUUGGCACGAUUUUGGAAGACAGAACGAUGCCGACAAGAUACAGAUACCAAAGAUCUUUUCGGCGUACGGUUUCAAAUAUCAUCUGGAAUCUCCCAUCAGCACUUCUCAAAGACGCGAGGAUGACAGAAUAACGUACAUCAAUAAGGGUCAAUUCUAUGGCAUUUCGCUCGACUAUGUACCGGAUCCGGACAAACCGCUUCUUAAAUCGGGACAAACGGUUAAGAGCGUGGUUAUGCUGAUGUUCCGGGAAGAAAAGAGUCCCGAAGACGAAAUAAAAGCAUGGCAAUUCUGGCAUGGUAGACAACACUCCGUAAAGCAACGUAUUCUCGAUGCUGACACGAAGAACAGCGUGGGUUUAGUGGGUUGUAUAGAAGAAGUCGCGCACAACGCGAUUGCUGUUUACUGGAAUCCCUUGGAAUCAUCGGCGAAGAUAAAUGUAGCCGUGCAGUGUCUGAGUACAGACUUUUCCAGUCAGAAAGGUGUAAAGGGUUUGCCGUUGCAUAUUCAAGUAGACACGUACGAGGAACCACCACCACAUGCUCACACUUACACACCACCUUCGCAUCGCGGUUAUUGUCAAAUCAAAGUUUUUUGCGAUAAGGGUGCCGAAAGGAAGACUCGAGACGAGGAAAGAAGAGCAGCUAAAAGAAAAAUGACGGCCACGGGUAGGAAAAAACUAGACGAACUUUAUCACUCGGUCACGGAACGUAGCGAAUUUUAUUCCAUGGUAGAUCUUCAUAAACCACCCGUAUUAUUUUCACCACCGGCCGAGCAUACAAUAGACAAGUUCUCGACGAUGGAAUUGUCUAGUUUCUACGGAGGCGGUGGCGGCGGUGGAGGUGGUGACACCGACACCUCGUCGCUCAGUAACGGCGAGGGCGGAGGAUUGAAGGCUGGGGGUAGCAGCCCAUAUCCGUGUGGCAGACCAAGCCUGCCAGCCUUGAAGUUCCACAACCACUUUCCGCCCGACAAUCUCAGUAAUCUACACGACAAGAAGGACUCCUUAUUGAUGCAGGUGCAGGAACUGCAAGGUUCGGUGCUCCAGGGUGUGCAGCAGGCUGGAUUAGCUGGUACUGUAGUCUCAAGUGUCGGUAAUCGCCUGCACCUGCAACAACAACCAUCUCAUUUGCGUCCAGCCGAUGCCGAGGAACGCGUAAUGCUCUACGUUCGUCAGGAAUCCGAAGACGUUUACACCCCCCUUCAUGUAACACCGCCGACUGUUCAAGGACUGCUAAAUGCUAUUGAGUCAAAGUACAAAAUUGCAUCCUCGAGUAUUAAUAACCUCUAUCGCAAAAACACAAAGGGCAUUACGGCGAAAAUUGAUGACGACAUGAUCAGAUACUACGUGGACGAAGAUUUAUUCCUUUUGGAAGUGAGUCAUUCGAGAUUGACCGGAGACCCAGAAAGAAAUUCAACAAAUCCUGGCUCGCCAAGUGAUCCAAACGAUCCCGGUGAUGCACCCUCGAGUGGUUACGACGUGACCCUCAUCGAACUAUCCUCGUCGCCACCUCAUCUCGCUCAUUCACCCCUCUCCAAUUCGACCCAUGCGCAUGCACACGCGCACGUUCACGAAAGUGGAAACACGUGAGGAUGGGCACUAAGAUGUUGGGACCUCUUAGAACCUUUCAACGUGUAAAUAGUAAAACGCGUUAAGCCAAUUGCAAAAGAUAAUUCAAGUUCUCCGAAGAGUUAUCCGAAGAAUUAUCCGAAGAGAAUUAUUCGAUAAUUAGGAGAAUGUUAAAUCGAUCUCUACUGGCGCAAAAUAUCGAACGAGUUUGAACGUUCGUUUCCUCUAGUUUCGUCGAAAUCGAGAAUAACAGCUCGAUUGUCAUAUUUUAACCCUUUACGUCAAUCGAUCAAUCAAUAAUGAGGCUUCCUGAGAGAUGGAAGAAGGUAAUAAAGCAAAACGGUUCAUAUAUAAAACAGUAAAUCAACCUCAAACAACAAAUAUCGUCUAUUGAUUUCGCAUAAAAAAAAAAAGGAAGAAACUUAUGGGACACCCUAAUACUGUGCAUAAAAAAAAGUUCAACUAUCGGUAGUCACAAUGGAAUUAACGUGGCUGUCUAUAGUAGUAGUUCAGCGAUAUAAUGAAAUUGUCACUUGAGUGUUCAACUUGUUUUUUAUAAAGGAAAUUUUGUUUUAUUAUUUUUCCAUCUGUCAUCUGUACGCCAUUUGCUAUAUGUUACCGAAAAAACG